GGGAAGUAAACCGGCAAGAUGGCGGCAUUUUAAAAAGUUGUGUUGCGACUUGCCCAGUUUUGGAUGGAACUUUACCAAAGCUAUUUCAUCAAAAAUGGGCGAUAAUUUUCCUUCAGAAGCCGAUAUUGAUCAGGUUUUGGCUGUGUGUCCUGAACUGGACACAAACGACGUGCGAAGGGACCUGAAAUAUACUAGAAAUGUUGAGUUGACGGUGAACAGAGCCCUGGACGGGAGGUUCUUUCAUGGACCUCAAGUAUUUGACCUGUUAGAUGUAGCAGACCAGCCUACAGUAGAACAGCCAACAUGUGACAGCAGCACUGACAUCAACUCUGAUGACGACAAUGAUCUCCCCAACAUCACACUACAACCUACAGCCUGUACCAGUAACAUUAGGAAAGACAUAAGUAGUGACAGUGACUCUGAUUCUGAGCCAAGAAGUUUCCAACUACUGAAGAAGAAACAGGUAUCCCCUGCAAAACAGAAAAAAAGCAGCAAUGUGGCUUUGAAAGGAAACACAAGACAUGCAGUUAACUCUACAGCAAAAAACUCAUCAGGAAAACAUACCUUUGCCUCACCCUCAAAGUCCAGUGACCACAUGUACGUUGAAGAUGAUGUGAUAUCAGUGGAAUCGAAGUCAUCCCCAAUGGAAAAGUACAACACCUUCAAGAGGCAUCCUCGAGACCUGUCUCCAAGUGCCUCAUCAAGCUCGGAAGACGACGUUCCUCCAAGAAAACUUCAACGAGAAGAAGCCAAGCCAAGUCCUAACACAAAGUCUUCCGGAAAACAGGCUACCUUGAGUAAAAAAUCUGCCGCUUCCUCUGUUGUAGCUAUUUCGAGUAGUGACAGUGACAGUGAUGACGAUAAAUGGAGAGUGCCUCUCUCAUGCAGGCUUAAUAUUUCAAAAGCAACUCCUGCAAAUAACAUUAGCUCAACAAAAGGUGGUUCAUCUGAUGAAAAAGGCUCUUAUGCAGUUGGUAAGUCAAGCACUGUAACAACUCCACCAAGAAGUGCCACCAUAGUUAAUAGUGUCAGGGAUGGAGAAAGUGGUUUGACUUGCAGCAGUCAAAGGAGUGGUGAGUCGGACUCUCAAGGCACCAAGAACGUCAACAAAGGAAAGAAGAGAAGCCCUGAGGAGAUACAGGAACGAAGAAGACAGGCUUUGUUGAAAAGGCAAGAGAAGGAGCUAGAAAGACAGCGGAAGAAGGAAGAGAGGGAACAACUUCAGCAAGAGAGGGAAGCAAAGAAGAAAAUGAAGGAGCUGGAAGCAGCAAAGAAAAGGGCAGAAAGAGAAACCUUCAAAAACAUGAAGCCAGGAGAGUGUUUAAAGUACAUCACAGUGGUUCUGGACAGACACCUUGCAGAGUCUCCCAGUGGAGGAAACAUCCUAACUCAGCUGCACAGCUCAGAAUCUAAGUACCAGAUCAUGGACCAGCUAGUCCCUUAUAGUGUCACCUGGAGGAGAACUGUAACUCUUCAUAACUUUGGUGAAGAUAUACAGCUUGGCUCUGUCAGUACCAAAGACAUAGAGGAAGAAGAGACACUGGUCUAUGUUCCUGUUGCUGACUUUGUACUUCUGGUUCACAACUACAAACAGCAACAGCAAGGAGACAGCUGUGUGGAGACCUUACAAUCUUUCGUCCAUGGAGUAAAGGACAUCUAUCAAGGGAAGAAAGUCACUCUGGUUGUACAAGGGCUGGAAAAAUACUUCAGGGACCACAGCACCCAACGACAGAGGCAGUUCAGGGAUAUAGUGAGAAACAACGGUGUGAUGACUGAUGACAGCAAAAAGGGAAAGAGGAAGAAGAAGGAAAGGGAGACAGAAAAUAGCAUCAUCGUUACAAGGAUAGAUGUUGAGGAGGCCCUGGUCCAUCUCCAGCUAUGGGAAGAUGUGGUGGUGAAGUUGUUGGAGGAACCAGAACAAGUGGCAGACAUGGUCAGGAUGUACACCAAGGCUGUGGCAGAAACACCUUUCAAGAGACAGAGAGACGAGUCUACCUUCUCGUUCCACAUCGAGAGUAACGCAGCCAACUGUGUGAAGGUGGACAGGGAGGGGCGGGGUCUGCUGAAGGUGUGGCAGAGACACAUCCAACAGAUGAGGAACGUCAGCCCAGAAAUGUCUGCAGCCAUCGUGGCAGAGUACCCCUCACCACAGCUGCUGCUGCAGGCAUAUGAAAGGUGUUCCACAGAAAAAGAGGCACAGAUGCUACUCAAAGAUAUCAUGGUGAGAAGAGGAGCAGGUGUGUUGGCUACCUCCAGGAGAAUCACAAUUUUGCAUAAAUUAUGCAAAUAA
This is a messenger RNA of Branchiostoma belcheri (Belcher's lancelet), 2290 nucleotides long. Its product is annotated as crossover junction endonuclease EME1-like. The transcript is spliced from 13 exons. The record is from RefSeq and is a predicted model, not a curated record. The coding region runs from base 95 to 2290 and encodes 731 amino acids. NCBI's taxonomy places the organism in Eukaryota, Metazoa, Chordata, Leptocardii, Amphioxiformes, Branchiostomatidae. Gene Ontology annotation, cellular component: Holliday junction resolvase complex; nucleus. Gene Ontology annotation, biological process: replication fork processing; mitotic intra-S DNA damage checkpoint signaling; double-strand break repair. Gene Ontology annotation, molecular function: ubiquitin binding; DNA binding; nuclease activity.